Drosophila navojoa is the source of this 664-nucleotide messenger RNA. It is a transcript of the gene COX6AL, whose product is annotated as Cytochrome c oxidase subunit 6A-like. The record is from RefSeq and is a predicted model, not a curated record. Gene Ontology annotation, biological process: mitochondrial electron transport, cytochrome c to oxygen. Gene Ontology annotation, cellular component: respiratory chain complex IV; mitochondrial inner membrane. Lineage: Eukaryota; Metazoa; Arthropoda; Insecta; Diptera; Drosophilidae. Gene Ontology annotation, molecular function: enzyme regulator activity.
ACAUUGUAUGUGUAUAUUUUAAAACAGAAACAAUACCUAUACAAAUUUAUUAAAAUUCUAAAGAACUAACGAAAAUGUCGCAAUUUUGGGAACGGUAUGUGAAACCUGCAUUUAGCCAGGCCAAAAGCAAUCUGCUGCUACUCCGCAGCAAGCCGCGCGGUGCAUUGCUCUGGAAGCGCGUCACCUUUCUGGUGGCCACGCCAGCCAUUGGGCUCUGCAUGAUCAACGCCUACAACGGUGCACGUGCACCGAAGCCGCUGCCGCCGUUUGUCAAGUACGAGCAUCUGCGCCGUCGCAAUAAACGCUUUCCCUGGGGCGAUGGGGAGCGCAGCCUGUUCCAUAAUCCUCAUGUCAAUCCAUUACCCGAAGGCUAUGAAGCUUAAGAAGCUACAAAUAGAGAUCGGGAACGGCAAACUAGAGGUAGCGGAAGCCUGAAGGAAACCCGCUUUGAAAAAUUCUAUAUUUCUACAUUUUGUGUUGAUUGAUUGUACUAUUGGGCAGUUCGUUAAGGACCGUUUCGUUCAUGUGGAGAUCGUUCAAGGAACCAACAGAAGUAGCUGUCCUCCUCCAAUCCCCAGCACUUGCAGUAGCGCCAGUACCCCAAGCCAUAAAUAGUAGCAUUGUAAAGCAAAUAAAAAGCGUACCGUACCCGCACAGACACAAA